Molecule: messenger RNA, 1750 nt
Organism: Mycetomoellerius zeteki
Lineage: Eukaryota; Metazoa; Arthropoda; Insecta; Hymenoptera; Formicidae
Product: polyubiquitin
Exons: 2
Coding region: 140-1519 (459 amino acids)
Molecular function (GO): protein binding
Source: RefSeq, a predicted model, not a curated record
UACAUACUUCAAUACUUUGUGAGAGCAGAAAGUUGAUCGAGGUUGAUCCGGUAACGCUUGUCCUUACGCCUCUUUUAUCGAAGAUUCUCGAUUGCAUCGCAAGUCAGUAGGUGCGGAUCGUUUCGAUUUCAGAUUCAUCAUGCAAAUCUUUGUAAAAACCCUCACUGGGAAAACCAUCACCCUUGAGGUGGAAGCUUCUGACACUAUAGAGAACGUCAAAGCUAAGAUCCAAGACAAAGAAGGUAUUCCUCCAGAUCAGCAACGUUUAAUCUUUGCUGGAAAGCAACUAGAGGAUGGCAGAACCCUUUCCGAUUACAACAUCCAGAAGGAAUCUACACUUCAUCUUGUUCUGCGUCUUCGUGGAGGCAUGCAGAUCUUUGUGAAGACUCUUACGGGUAAAACCAUCACCCUCGAAGUCGAAGCUUCAGACACUAUUGAAAAUGUGAAAGCCAAAAUCCAAGACAAAGAGGGAAUUCCCCCGGAUCAGCAGCGUCUGAUUUUUGCUGGCAAACAACUUGAAGAUGGCAGAACUCUCUCUGAUUAUAAUAUUCAAAAAGAAUCCACACUUCAUCUGGUUCUGCGUCUUCGAGGAGGAAUGCAAAUCUUCGUGAAAACUCUCACCGGUAAAACCAUCACCCUUGAAGUUGAAGCCUCUGACACAAUAGAAAACGUAAAAGCUAAGAUCCAAGACAAAGAAGGCAUUCCUCCUGACCAGCAACGUUUGAUCUUCGCUGGUAAACAGUUGGAAGACGGUAGGACACUCUCAGACUAUAACAUCCAGAAAGAAUCUACUCUUCAUCUGGUUCUGCGUCUUCGAGGAGGAAUGCAAAUCUUCGUGAAAACUCUCACCGGUAAAACCAUCACUCUUGAAGUUGAAGCCUCUGACACAAUAGAAAACGUAAAAGCUAAAAUCCAAGACAAAGAAGGCAUUCCUCCUGACCAGCAACGUUUGAUCUUCGCUGGUAAACAGUUGGAAGACGGUAGGACACUCUCAGACUAUAACAUCCAGAAAGAAUCUACUCUUCAUCUGGUUCUGCGUCUUCGAGGAGGAAUGCAAAUCUUCGUGAAAACUCUCACCGGUAAAACCAUUACCCUCGAAGUCGAAGCUUCAGACACCAUUGAAAACGUAAAGGCUAAAAUCCAGGACAAAGAGGGAAUUCCACCGGAUCAACAGCGUCUGAUCUUCGCCGGUAAACAACUGGAAGAUGGCAGAACUCUUUCCGACUACAACAUCCAAAAAGAAUCCACACUUCACUUGGUUCUGCGUCUUCGAGGAGGAAUGCAAAUUUUUGUGAAAACUCUCACAGGUAAAACCAUCACUCUUGAAGUCGAAGCUUCAGACACUAUUGAAAACGUGAAGGCCAAAAUUCAGGACAAAGAAGGAAUCCCUCCAGAUCAACAGCGUUUAAUCUUCGCUGGCAAGCAACUGGAAGACGGCAGAACUCUUUCUGAUUACAACAUCCAAAAAGAAUCUACACUCCACUUAGUUUUACGACUUCGCGGAGGUGUGCUCUUAUAAGCUGGAAAUCUACAGAAAGGUCCGCUAGUCGCAAAUUGAAAACGAAUAGCAUCAGUAGUAUUGAGGUAGCAUUUAUAUAUUUAACGUUUUUUUUUUUAAUUUAUGUUUCAAGUAACUACAUAUACUUAUAACAUUACUUUGAAAAAUAUUCAUGUCGAAGUACAACAAGAAUGUAAGAAAGUGUAAUCCAAAUAUAUAUGUAAAUGAACGCAUUCUUGGCUAAUAAACAUU